AUGCGUUCACUCUUAACCAUCUAUAUUGUCUCAGCUGUCUUGUUGCUUAAUCUUGUUUCCUGUCAAGAUUCAACCACUUGGCCAGUAAAUUCAGAAGCACCAGCCCAAACCUCAACCCCAGUCAAUGACCAAGAGGAAAGGGCACAAACAACACCCGUACCAGAUAUAUCACAUAAGUCAGCACAGAAACCAAAAACCAAGUCGAAACCGAAACCAACUCCAAACCCGAAGCCAAAGCCAAAACCAACACCAAAACCAAAAUCAAAACCAAAAUCAAAGCCAAAGCCAAAGCCAACUCAAAAGCCAAAGCCAACUCAAAAGCCAAAGCCAACUCAAAAGUCAAAGCCCAAACCGAAAUCAUCAGGAAAUAAAAAGGGCCAUUAA
This is a messenger RNA of Mucor mucedo, 384 nucleotides long. RefSeq lists its product as uncharacterized. Bases 1 to 384 code for a protein of 127 amino acids. The transcript has a single exon. NCBI's taxonomy places the organism in Eukaryota, Fungi, Mucoromycota, Mucoromycetes, Mucorales, Mucoraceae. The record is from RefSeq and is a predicted model, not a curated record.